Messenger RNA from Pungitius pungitius (ninespine stickleback), 2003 nucleotides. RefSeq names its product EEIG family member 2-like. The coding region runs from base 112 to 1209 and encodes 365 amino acids. Lineage: Eukaryota; Metazoa; Chordata; Actinopteri; Perciformes; Gasterosteidae. The transcript is spliced from 11 exons. The record is from RefSeq and is a predicted model, not a curated record.
GUGGUGAAGGAGGAGAUUUGAACCUUGAAUCGACUCUCCGAGGACUGAGCGGGCAGCAGUGAGCGCAGCUUCACCACCUCUGUCCCCCCACCCCCGGCCUUUGGGGAGAUCAUGUCGUUUAUUCUAAUGAAGAAGAAGAAGUUCAAAUUCAAAGUGGACUUCGAUUUGGAGGAACUGUCGUCGGUUCCUUUCGUCAACGGGGUUUUAUUCUGUAAAGUUCGACUCCGAGAUGGAGGCUUUGCAGACGAGUCGUCUAGGAAAGCAGUGCAAGCCAACUGCGUACACUGGAGUAAGAGGUUCUCUUUUGUGAUUAAGAUGAAUGCCAAUGCCGGGACAGGAGUACUGGAACCUUGUUUUUGCCGGGUGUCUGUGCGCAAGGAAUUGAAAGGUGGAAAGACUUUUGCAAAGCUGGGCUUUGCUGACUUGAACUUGUCGGAGUUUGCCGGGUCUGGCAGGACCACACGACGCUGUCUUUUAGAAGGAUACGACACCAAAAACACCAGGCAGGACAACUCCAUUCUGAAGGUUGUCAUCACCACACAACUUAUGUCUGGAGACCCCUGUUUUAAAACUCCCCCAUCUACCUCCAUGACUCUAGGAGUCGCACAGGCCGAAGCAGAGUGUCUCCUUGAGGACAGAAAGGGAGGGGACAUGCACAUAUCCCAUUCACUCUGCGAGACUCCAGUAAAGUCAGUGUCAGUCCCAGAUGAGCUGUUGGCGUAUGGUCACUCUAGAACACCAAGCCAUGCCAGCGAACAGUCCAAAAUCUCAGGAUACAGCUCGAAUCACUCCAGUUUAACAGAUCUAUGCCAUCGGAGGAGCGCGUCGGCUGGUUCUACCUCCACGGGCAUCGGCAGCAUCAUGGAAACCAGCGAUCAGCACGGGGAGAGCAGGAGCGCUCUGUCAACCUCUGCAGCCUGUCACGCUGCACCUGACCACCACCCUACUCCAGCUAAAGUGCCACGACAUCCAGUAAAGCAGAACUCAGUGGAGAAUCAGCUCAAACGAGUUGAUGCCACAAGGGUGGACGCUGACGACGUGAUAGAAAAAAUCCUGCAGAGCCAGGACUUCAGCCAUGGCGUCUUUGACUCCAGUGCAGAGGAGGAGGGGCUUAGCUUGUUUGUUGGUCCUGGUGGGAGUACCGCUUUAGGAAGCCAGCAUAUGAGGGUCGCAGCUGGAGCCUUUGAGCAGGUGGUGAUCAAGCCUUAGGCUUCAGGAAGCAUCCGCCUGUCAUAAGGGUGCAAUAUUACACUAAUUUCCCAAAACGAAGUUGGGAAAGUGUCAUCAGAAGUUAUUCCUGCCUCAAUCCAGGGGAUUUCAUCUAUUUUGUUCAAUUCCUCUGCAUCUGACCUACGGUGUCUGUUGACCUGGAGAGCCCCCUAGUGUCAAAGCAGUGGAGGUGAAGGCCACAUUUGGAACACAUUGGUGACUGAGGGUAUCAUUGUUCUGUAGAACUGGGGAUUAGCAGUAAAAUUCUUCAUAUGUUGUUGACCCUUCUCCGUUAUUUAGAAACUAUGCAUAAGUUACCAACAUGUUUUUAUUUUGCUACAUCAUUUUACUGGUUCUUAAGUAGCUGAAGGGGGCGGCAUCUGUUCCUUGAAAUUCCAUCAAUUUAAGUAACAGAAAACAUGACAUUGCAAUAUUGACAAUGGUUAGUGCACAAUUGUGUUUUCCCUGGUUUCCUCUUUUGAGGGAGGAUGUUUGCAUGAAGUUCUCAUGUUUUGUAUCUUUGGUAUGGUGUCUGUUUUAUUUCUACAUGUAUGUAUGUCUUUUGUCUGUCAGGUCAUAAUUAAUAGAUGGAAUAUAUUUUUACCACAUAAUUGUGUAUAUGUGCCAAAUUAUAUCUAAAGUAUGACAUCUAUAUAUGUAUAUAGGUUCAAUAAAAAAAGACCAUUUAAAAUGUGCAUUCUGGAUAAUGCAGUGUAUGGUAUUUUUGCAGAAUGAGUGUGGAGGUAAAUAUGAUGCAGUAUAAUUAAUUAAAUUAAAAUUGGAUGAAAGAAAAA